Salpingoeca rosetta is the source of this 12658-nucleotide messenger RNA. Its product is annotated as dynein heavy chain 7. The transcript is spliced from 8 exons. Gene Ontology annotation, biological process: microtubule-based movement. The record is from RefSeq and is a predicted model, not a curated record. Gene Ontology annotation, cellular component: dynein complex. Lineage: Eukaryota; Choanoflagellata; Craspedida; Salpingoecidae. Bases 1 to 12453 code for a protein of 4150 amino acids. Gene Ontology annotation, molecular function: dynein light intermediate chain binding; dynein intermediate chain binding; minus-end-directed microtubule motor activity.
AUGGAUGAUCCACGGCCGACCCCGAAUCCGCGAGACACAGCAUCCGGAUUGACAACAAACCCAACAGCAUCGUCGGGGCAGCGCAAGCGACCCAUGUUUUCCCAGUCCACGGCAUUCAAACUGCCCACGCUCGGGUCGUCAGACUUUGCCUCCCCAGCCAGGCGCCUGCAAGGCGCACCACCGGGCACGGGCGGAGCCCUCGAUCUCACAGCCUCCCUCGCGAGAACGGGGCCCCUUGGCGCCACAGCCACAGCCUCGGCCUCAGCCACAGCACCAACGAGGCGCGUCUGGCCAACAGAUGCCGCGUCCAAGAACCUGCGCAACGAGGCCGUGCCAGGGGGCACCUCGCUGUUGCACUCCCCACAGCAUGCACAACACGGCCAGCAGCAGCAGCAGCAGCAGCGACGCGCUGCCGACGCGUCGGACGUCGGCACAAUGACGCUCACACGCACCCGCCCACACAACACGCGCAAGCGGCAGCCCGUGGCACCAGCGCCCAGCACACGGCAAGCCGUGUCGCGCGCCCUCAAGGACCGCGACCAGUUUCGCGCAUCUUUGGUGUCCAUCAUCAUGCAGGCCGACUCUCAGCAACGCACGCGUGGACGCGGGGGCGAGCUGCCCCCACUGGAUCCUGCCACGGACCCACGCGGCCGCCUGCCGAGCCCGCCCCAGCCUGCAGACCCGCUCGUCGCAGCAUCGCAGCGCAAGUCGUCUGGCGACGCCGCCACCCCUGGCCUUGAUGAUGACGGCGAGCCCACCGACGCCAGCGACGCGGAGAAGGAGCUCAUGCGCUACUACUACUACAUCAACAACGGCAUUGACACAGAGCACGUGACGCCGAUGGAGGACUCGUGGCUCAACAACAUCAAGGCGCUGCUGGACGCGUCCCUCAAGCAGCGCUGCGCGGGCCUCGUCGACUCGCUCGCAGAGGAGAUCCGCGACGACUACGUGCUUGGCGUGAAGAAGUCCAUUGUCGACUUUGUGCUGCACGACUCCUCCUCCAGCGGCCAGGGCGACGCGUCCUCCGCGGCAUCGUCCAGCGCGGGCCCCGAUGCAAAGCGCGCCAAGGGGGCCGCCGACGCCAGCCACCUCGCCACCUGGCCCGCGUUUGCAAAGCACCCGGAGCUCUCCACCGUGCCCAAGGAGUGGACCGACCGCUUCUACGCCGCGCGGAAGCACAUGAAGCGCAACCUGGUGCUGUGCAGCCCGGGCAUGGCCAGCCUGCUCAUGCUGUGGGCGGACCUUGGCGUCAAGUCGCUCAUCCGCGCCGAGGACCUGUGCAAGAAGGGCGCCGCCUUCGACGUCAACCUCCUCGACAAGACCAUCACCAUGCAGAUUGACGAGGCGCGCCACUCCCUGCAGCGCGAGUGGAUCCAGCGGGCGGGUGCUCUCCUCGACGCCCUCAAGGCCAAGGCCAUGCUCCGCGCUCACUCCAUGCAGGCCCUGUACGAGGCCGCGUAUGCCCUCAUGAGCGCGCAGCUGCGCCAGCUGGCCAUGAACUCGCUCACAGAGCUGGUCGACCUGCUGACCAACCAGCCGCAUGCCACACACCGCUUCCCGGGCUACGUGCUCAAGCUCUCCCUCACAGACACGCAGCUGUCGUACGUACCCGGUGCGCAGGCGGCGGCCGCGGUGGUCCUUCGCGCCAUGGACAAGAUUGUGCAGAGCGUCUCCGGCCUGCCCCGCGUGGAGUACACGAUGAACGAGGACAGGCCGCUCGGCAAGGAGCGCUACCUGCACGCCAACCUUGACCAGUCGUUCAUUGCGGCGUUGCGGCAGCGCGUGGAGGAGCACUUUGAGCACCACGCCAGCGCCCCACAGCGCUACCUGGAGACGUACGCGCCGUACGAGCGCCUCAUCACCAUGCAGGCGGAGGACGAUCUGCAGGAAUUCUUCGCCGCCAACACGUCCUUUGAGGCGCGCAUCAAGGAGGCCGCACGCUACCGCAAGCUGGCCGAGGAGACGCAGUACAUUCUCCCGCGCGUCAAGAUGAUUGAGAUCUUCGAGGUGCGCGCAGAGCCGGCGAACAUCGAGCUCACCUCCCGCGCCACCCGCCUCGUCGACACAAUCUUCCAGAAGAUUGCAAAGGAGACAGAGGUCGCGAACCAAGAGCUGUGCGAGCAGUUUUCUGAGAUUGCAGAGAAGGCGGCCAAGGUGCCCGAGAACACCGAUGAGCUCAUGCAGCUGCGCGAGUUUAUGGAGAAGGUUGAGAUGGAGCGCCUGCCAAAGCUUGAGCUCGCCGUGGCAGACUCCAGAAAGAAGAUGGACUACCUCAUCGAUCACGCGUCCAUCGACAUGGAGGAGAUUGUGCUGAUGGGACGGACGCUGCAGUGGACGACGCGCAUGCAGCCGAUCAUCGACGACCACAAGGCGCUGAUCCGCUCAUCGCGUGAGAAGGCAGAGGCGGCCCUGCUGCAGCGCAGGGAGCAGCUCAACGCAGACCUCGACGAGUACUUUGAGCAGCUGGAUGCGUUUGAGUCCCUGGGCGACCUGGACGCCGUUGCGCAGUACAAGGAGCAGGCGGAGGCGCUCAACGCCCAGCUCGAGGACGCCGUGGACCGCAUCGAGGCCAUCAACAAGGAGGAGGAGGCCUUUGACUGGGAGAACACGCAGUACCCGCUGCGCCACAAGGCCGCCAGCAAGCUCGCGCCGUUCCUCACCCUGUACCAGGCGGUUGUGGGCUUCAACGAGCAGCUGGAGCAGUGGAUGGAGGGUGACUUCUCUGCCAUUGACCCGGAGGAGGUGGAGAACACCGUGGGCACGACCUGGCGCAACCUGUACAAGCUGGAGAAGACCUUCUCCGAGAAGGAGGCGCCGCGCAGCAUCGCCGCCAACGUCAAGACGUCCGUCGACGAGUUCAAGGACCACAUGCCGCUCAUCCAGGCCCUGUGUAACCCGGGCCUGCGCGACCGCCACUGGGACCAGAUCAGCGAGAUUGUCGGCUUUGACCUCAUGCCGGACGAGGACACGACGCUGUCCAAGCUGCUGGAGAUGAACCUGGAGCCGCACCUGGAGCAGUUUGAGGGCAUCUCCGAGGCGGCCACCAAGGAGUUCUCCCUGGAGAAGGCGCUGCGCAAGAUGAAGGAGGAGUGGAGCGACAUGGAGUUUGGCAUGGUCGAGUACCGCGACACCGGCACCACCAUCCUCUCCUCCGUGGACGAGAUCCAGCUGCUGCUUGACGACCAGAUUGUCAAGACGCAGACCAUGCUCGGCUCGCCUUUUGUCAAGCCGUUUGAGGAGGAGAUGCGCGAGUGGAACGCCACGCUCAUCAAGCUGCAGGACAUCCUCGACGCCUGGCUCAAGGUCCAGGCUACGUGGCUCUACCUCGAGCCCAUCUUCAGCUCCCCAGACAUUAUGGCGCAGAUGCCGGAGGAAGGCCGCCGCUUCAAGGUCGUGGACGGCACCUGGCGCGACCUCAUGAAGCAGGCCAUCAAGGACAAGCACGUUCUGGUGGUGAUUGAGCUGGACAAGAUGCUUGAGAAGCUGACCAAGGCCAACGACCUGCUGGAGCUGAUCCUCAAGGGCCUCAACCGCUACCUCGAACAGAAGCGCCUCUACUUCUCCCGCUUCUUCUUCCUCUCCAACGACGAGAUGCUGGAGAUCUUGUCCGAGACCAAGGACCCGACGCGCGUGCAGCCGCACCUGAAGAAGUGCUUCGAGGGCAUUGCCAAGCUCACCUUCACAGAGGACCUGGACAUCACCCACAUGCGCUCGAGCGAGAACGAGGAGGUGGAGCUGGACACGGUCAUCUCCACGGCGGAGGCGCGCGGCCAGGUCGAGAAGUGGCUGCUGCAGCUCGAGUCCAUCAUGCGCUCGUCCAUUCGCAAGAUUAUGGUCGAGGGCAUUGCCUCCUACCCCAACACCAAGCGCACGGACUGGAUCCAGUCCUGGCCGGGCCAGGUCGUCCUCGCCGUUACGCAAAAGUACUGGACCACAAGCGUGCACGAGGCCAUCCGCGGCGGGCCUGACGCCCUCACAAAGUACCUCAACAGCUGCAACGAGGACAUCAACGACGUCGUGGAGCUGGUGCGCGGCAAGCUCAGCAAGAACAUCCGCACCACGCUCAGCGCCCUCAUCGUGCUUGACGUGCACUCGCGCGACGUGCUCACGGGCCUGAUCAAGGACGGCAUCCAGCGCGACGACGAGUUUGCCUGGCUGUGCCAGCUGCGCUACUACUUUGAGGAGGAGCAAGUGGUCACCCGCAUGAUCAACUCCACCCUCAACUACGGCUACGAGUACCUGGGCAACACCGGCCGCCUCGUCGUCACGCCGCUCACAGAUCGCUGCUACCGCACCCUCUUUGGUGCGCUGGAGCUCCAUCUCGGUGGUGCGCCCGAAGGCCCCGCCGGUACCGGCAAGACCGAGACUGUCAAGGAUCUCGCAAAAGCCGUCGCCGUCCAGUGCGUCGUCUUCAACUGGCGUUCGCUCACCGGCUCGGAUGGUCUUGACUACAAGGCACUGGGCAAGUUCUUCAAGGGCCUUGCGUCCUCUGGCGCCUGGUCGUGCUUCGACGAGUUCAACCGCAUCGACCUGGAGGUGCUCUCCGUCGUUGCACAGCAGAUCCUCACAAUCCAGCGUGGCAUCAACGCGGGCAUGGACAAGAUUGUGUUUGAGGGCACGGAGAUCCGGCUCAUCCCCACGAGCUCCGUGUUCAUCACCAUGAAUCCCGGUUACGCCGGACGCUCCGAGCUGCCAGACAACCUCAAGGCGCUCUUCCGCACCGUGGCCAUGAUGGUGCCAGACUACGCCCUCAUUGCUGAGAUUGUGCUGUACUCUGUUGGCUUCCGCAACGCACGCUCGCUCUCCGUGAAGAUUGUGGCCACGUACCGCCUGUGCUCGGAGCAGCUGUCGUCGCAGUACCACUACGAUUACGGCAUGCGCGCCGUCAAGUCUGUGCUCACCGCCGCAGGCAACCUCAAGCUCAAGUACCCGGAGCAGAGCGAGGACAUUCUCAUGCUGCGCUCCAUCACGGACGUCAACCUGCCCAAGUUCCUGUCGCACGAUCUCCCGCUCUUCCGCGGCAUCAUCUCCGACCUCUUCCCGGGCAUCAAGCUGCCGGAGCCGGACUACGAGGUCAUGCUCAAGGCCAUCCACGAGAACUGCGCCAAGCGCAACCUGCAGCCGCACCCGGCCUUUAUCGAGAAGAUUCUGCAGAUCUACGAGAUGAUGAUUGUGCGCCACGGCUUUAUGAUCGUGGGCGAAGGGUUUGGCGGAAAGACGGAGGCGUACCGCGUGCUGGCCGGCGCCCUGCACGACCUGCACGAGCAGAAACUCAUGGAGGAGAACGCCGUGGAGAUCACCGUCAUCAACCCAAAGGCCAUCACCAUGGGCCAGCUCUACGGCAGCUUCGACCCCGUGUCGCACGAGUGGUCUGACGGCGUGCUCGCCGUGAGCUACCGCCACUUUGCCACGUCCACCACGCCCGACCGCAAGUGGCUCAUCUUCGACGGGCCCGUCGACGCCAUCUGGAUCGAGAACAUGAACACCGUCCUCGACGACAACAAGAAGCUCUGCCUCAUGUCUGGCGAGAUUAUCCAGCUCGCCGACACCACCAACCUCAUCUUCGAGCCCAUGGACCUGGAGGUCGCCUCCCCCGCCACCGUGUCCCGCUGCGGCAUGAUCUACAUGGAGCCGCAGAACCUUGGCUGGGAGCCCCUGCUCACGUCCUGGCUGGCCACCCUGCCGGACACGCUCAGCGAGAGCCACCACGAGCGCCUGUCCAAGCACUUCCACCGUGUCGUCCCGCCCACGCUCGAGUUUGUGGCGCACGCGGGCUACCGCCACCUCUCCUACGCCGGCGACAUCAACCUCGUGCGCUCGUGCAUGCACAUGUGCGACGCGCUCAUGGACGAGUUCCGGGACCCCAAGGCCUUUGAGCAGCUGUCCGAGGCGCAGGUGUGCAACUGGCUCGACGGCAUCUUCUUCUUUGCGUUUAUGUGGUCGCUCGGCGGCAGCACCAACACGGACGGGCGGCAGAAGUUUGACGUGCUCAUGCGCCGCCUCAUGACCACGGGCCUGGACGCCCAAAUUAUGGCGGAGUACAACAUCCUCACCAAGUGCGGCCCGCCCGACGAGCCGCUCGCCGCCACCAUCCCGGAGGAAGGGCUCGUGUACAACUACUUCUUCCACAAGGAGGGCACCACCGGCGAGUGGGUGCACUGGAGCUCGCGCGUGGACACCUCGCCCUUCCCCAAGGACGCGUCGUUCAACACCAUCACCGUACCCACCAUCGACACGGCGCGCUACCAGUACCUCAUGGACCUGCUCGUGCGCCACCAGAAGCUGGCCGUCUUCGUCGGCCCCACGGGCACGGGCAAGUCCGUGUACAUCAACGGCUUCCUGCAGCACCAGCUGCCCAAGGACACGUUCAAGCCCUUGGUGGUCAACUUCUCCGCGCAGACGUCCGCGCAGCAGACGCAGGAGAUUGUGCUGGGCAAGCUCGACAAGCGGCGCAAGGGCGUGUUUGGCCCGCCCAUGGGCCAGCGCGUGGUCGUGUUUGUGGACGACCUCAACAUGCCGGCCAAGGAGGAGUACGGCGCGCAGCCGCCGAUUGAGCUGCUGCGGCAGUGGCUGGACCACUGGAACUGGUACGACCUGCAGGACUGCUCCAACAUUGGCCUGGUCGACAUCCAGCUCAUCUGCGCCAUGGGCCCGCCGGGCGGCGGCCGCAACACGGUCACGCAGCGGUUCAUGCGCCACCUCCACUGCAUCACCAUCAACGAGUUUGACGACGAGACCAACCAGCAGAUCUUCCGCCGCAUCAUGGAGUGGCACAUUGACGCGCGCGGGUUUGAGGCGGGCUUCUCCGACGUGGCGCACAAGAUCGUGCGCGCCACGGCCGAGGUGUACAAGGCGGCCAUCAAGAGCCUCCUGCCCACGCCGGCCAAGUCCCACUACCUCUUCAACCUGCGCGACUUUGGGCGCGUGAUUGCGGGCGUGAUGAUGUCCGGCCCGGCGUCGCUGCCGGAGGUGACGGACAUGCAGCGGCUGUGGGUGCACGAGGUGUACCGCGUCUUCUACGACCGCCUGGUCUUUGACGAGGACCGCGCCUGGCUGUUUGGGUACGUGAAGCAGACGUGCGAGGAGCACCUGGGCACGCCCUUCAACACGCUCAUGUCGCACCUCGACUUUGACGGCGACGGCGAGGUCACCGACGACGACCUGCGCUCCCUCAUGUUCUGCGACUUUGAGAACCCCAAGGCGGAGGCCAAGGACUACAUGAUGGUGCAGGACGUGGAGACGCUGCGCGGCGUCUGCGAGGGCUUCCUGGACGAGUACAACAACAUCAGCAAGAAGCGCAUGGACCUCGUCCUCUUCCGCUUCGCCAUUGAGCACAUCACCCGCAUCGCGCGCAUCGUGCGGCAGCCGCGGUCGCACGGCCUGCUGGUCGGCGUGGGCGGCAGCGGGCGGCAGUCCCUCACGCGCCUCGCCGCGUACAUCAACGACUUUGAGGUGAUCCAGAUUGAGAUCAGCAAGAGCUACAACAUGGAGGACUGGCGCGAGGACGUCAAGCGCAUCAUGCGCACGGCCGGCGAGAAGGGCGAGCACACGGUGUUCCUCUUCACGGACAUGCAGAUCAAGGAGGCGGCCUUCCUGGAGGACAUCUCCAACCUGCUCAACUCGGGCGAGGUGCCCAACAUCUUCCCGCUGGACGAGAAAACGGAGAUUAUCGAGAAGAUGCGCACCGUGGACAAGUCGCGCCCGAAGCACAUGAAGACGGACGGCACGCCGCUGGCCCUCUACAACCUGUUCAUCUCGCGCGUGCGCGACUACCUGCACAUUGUGCUGGCCAUGAGCCCCAUUGGCGACGCCUUCCGCAACAACCUGCGGCAGUUCCCCUCGCUGGUCAACUGCUGCACCAUCAACUGGUUCCAGGCCUGGCCCGCGGACGCCCUGCAGAUUGUGGCGCAGCGCUUCCUGGAGGACGUGGAGAUGGGCGAGGACCUGCGGCACCACUGCGUGCAGCUGUGCCAGGAGUUCCACGAGAGCACGCGCGCGCUGUCCGAGCGCAUGCUGGCGCAGCUGCGCCGCCACAACUACGUCACGCCCACGUCGUACCUCGAGCUCAUCAACACGUACAAGGUGAUGCUGGACAACCGGCGGCAGGCCGUGUCCAAGCAGAAGCGGCGGUACGAGGUGGGCCUGGAGAAGCUGCGCUCCGCGGCGUCGCAGGUCGACGGCAUGAAGGAGGAGCUGGUGGCGCUGCAGCCGCAGCUGCAGGCGGCGCAGAAGGAGACGGACGCGGCCAUGGUGGAAAUUGAGGCGUCGUCCAAGGACGUGGCUGAGCAGCAGAAGAUUGUGGCCGCGGACGAGGCCGUGGCCAACGAGCAGGCGCAGGCGGCCAAGGCCAUCAAGGACGAGUGCGACGCCGACCUGGCUGAGGCCAUCCCCAUCCUCAACGGCGCCCUCGCUGCGCUGGACACGCUCAAGCCCAGCGACAUUGGCGAGGUGAAGGCCAUGAAGCGCCCGCCAGACAUUGUGCGGCUGGUCAUGGAGGCCGUGUGCAUCCUCAAGGGGGAGAAGCCCGACCGCGUGCCGGACCCGAGCGGCAGCGGGAAGAAGAUCACCGACUACUGGGGGCCCUCGCUGCGCCUGCUCGGCGACAUGAAGUUCCUGCAGUCGCUCAAGGACUACGACAAGGACAACAUCUCGCCCAAGGUGAUGAAGGAGAUUCGCGACCGCUUCAUCCCGGACGAGAACUUUGUGCCGGAGAAGGUGGCCAAGGCCUCGGUUGCCGCGGAGGGCCUGUGCAAGUGGGUGCGCGCCAUGGAGGCGUACGACCGCGUGGCCAAGGUGGUGGCGCCCAAGAAGGAGGCGCUCAAGCAGGCCGAGGGCGAGCUGGCGCAGGCCAUGGCCACGCUCAAGGAGAAGCAGGACAACCUGGCCGCCAUCCAGAAGAAGCUGCAGGACCUCAAGGACAAGUUCAAGGAGCUCAACGACAAGAAGGAGAGCCUGGAGGCGCAGGUGGAGCUGUGUGCCACCAAGCUCAAGCGCGCGGAGAAGCUCAUGUCCAGCCUGGGUGACGAGAAGGACCGCUGGAUGGCCACCGCCGACGCGCUCGGCGUGACGUACACCAACCUGACUGGCGACGUGCUGGUGUCCUCGGGCCUGGUGGCGUACCUGGGCGCGUUCCCGUCGCAGCUGCGCCAGGAGCAGUGCGACGAAUGGAUGCAGCGGUGCCAGGCGCUGCACAUCCCGUGCUCAGAGACGUUCUCGCUGGCACGCACGCUGGGUGACCCCGUGAAGAUUCGCGAGUGGAACAUUGCCGGCCUGCCCACGGACAGCUUCUCCGUGGACAACGGCAUCAUCGUGCAGUACUCGCGGCGCUGGCCGCUCAUGAUUGACCCGCAGGGGCAGGCGAACAAGUGGGUGAAGAACAUGGAGAAGGAGAACAAGCUGACGGUGGUGAAGCUGUCGGACUCGGACUUUGUGCGCUCGCUGGAGAACGCCAUCCAGUUUGGCACGCCCAUCCUGCUGGAGAACGUUGGGGAGGAGCUCGACUCCAUCCUGGAGCCCGUGCUGCUCAAGCAGACGUUCAAGCAGGCCGGCACCAUGUGCAUCCGCCUCGGUGACACCACCAUCGAGUACUCCAAGGACUUCCGGCUGUACAUCACGACCAAGCUGCCCAACCCGCACUACCUGCCCGAGACGGCGGUGAAGGUGACGCUGCUCAACUUCAUGAUCACGCCCGCGGGCCUGGAGGACCAGCUGCUGGGCAUUGUUGUGGCGGAGGAGCGGCCCGAGCUGGAGGAGGAGAAGAACGCGCUCAUUGUGCAGUCUGCCAAGAACAAGCGCCAGCUGAAGGAGAUUGAGGACAAGAUUCUGGAGGUGCUGUCGUCGUCGGAGGGCAACAUCUUGGAGGACGAGAGCGCCAUCAACGUGCUGUCCUCGUCCAAGGUGCUGGCCAACGAGAUUAGCGAGAAGCAGCAGGUUGCCGAGGAGACGGAGGUGAAGAUUGACACGGCGCGCGCCGGGUACAAGCCCAUUGCCGCCCACUCGUCCGUGCUGUUCUUCACCAUUGCGCAGCUGGCCAACAUCGACCCGAUGUACCAGUACUCGCUGCCGUGGUUCACCAACCUGUUCCUCAACGCCAUUGAGCAGAGCAAGCCCUCGGAGGACCUGGCCAAGCGCCUGGAGAACCUGCGGGACUACUUCACGUACUCGCUGUACAAGAACGUGUGCCGCUCGCUGUUUGAGAAGGACAAGCUGCUGUUUGCCAUGCUGCUGUGCGUGAACAUCAUGCGCAAGGAGGGCAACAUCGACGCGGGCGAGUGGAUGUUCUUCCUCACGGGCGGCGUCGGCCUGGACAACCCGCACGCCAACCCGGCCGAGGAGUGGCUGCCCUCCAAGGCCUGGGACGAGCUGUGCCGCCUGAAUGACCUGCCUGCGUUUGUGGGCCUGCGCGAGGAUGUGGAGACCAACACGUCCGAGUGGAAGAAGAUGUACGACUCGUCGCAGCCGCACAACGACCCGCCACCCACGUUUGGGGAGCGCUUCACCUCCUUCCAGCGGCUGUGCGUGCUGCGCGCGGUGCGGCCGGACAAGGUGGUGCCCGCGGUGCAGAACUUUGUGGAGGAGCACAUGGGCCGCAAGUUCAUUGAGCCGCCGCCGUUUGACCUGGCGGGCGCGUUUGCAGACUCGCACAGCUGCAUUCCGCUCAUCUUUGUGCUGUCGCCUGGCGGUGACCCGAUGAGCGCGCUGCUCAAGUUUGCGGACGACCAAGGGUACGGGUCGACUAUGGAGACCCUGUCGCUCGGGCAGGGCCAGGGCCCCAUUGCCAUGAAGAUGGUGGAGAAGGCCAUCAAGGACGGCACGUGGGUUGUGCUGCAGAACUGCCACUUGGCGGUGAGCUGGAUGCCCACGCUCGAGCGGCUGUGCGAGGACCUCAACCCAGAUACCACGCACCCCAACUUCCGGCUGUGGCUGACCAGUUACCCGUCGCCACACUUCCCCGUGGCCGUGCUGCAGAACGGCGUGAAGAUGACCAACGAGCCGCCAAAGGGCCUGCGCAACAACAUCAUCCGCUCGUACCUCCUCCACCCCAUUUCAGACAUGGACUUUUUCAACAACUGCAAGCAGGAGAAGGCGUUCCGCAAGCUGUUGUUUGGGCUGUGCUUCUUCCAUGCGCUGGUGCAGGAGCGGCGCGGCUUUGGCGCUCUUGGCUGGAACAUCCCUUACGAGUUUAACGACACGGAUUUCCAGAUCAGCAUUCGGCAGAUUCAAAUGUUCCUGAACCAGUAUGAGAGCGUGGACUUUGAGGCGAUUCGAUACUUGAUUGGGCAGUGCAACUACGGUGGUCGCGUGACGGACGACUGGGAUCGCCGGACGCUCGUGAGCAUCCUCAACAACAUCCUUAAUCAGGAGAUGGUGGACACGGAGAAGUAUGCCUUCUCGCCCUCUGGCAACUACGUGGCCCCGCCGCACGGCGAGUACGAGGACUAUCUCGAGUUUGCGCGGGCGCUGCCGCUCAUCCCGGACCCGGAGGUGUUUGGCAUGCACAGCAACGCCGACAUCACCAAGGACCAAAAGGCCACGCACGAGCUGCUCGACUCGAUUCUGCUGACUCAGGCCUCUGGCGGCGGUGGUGGCGGCGGCCAGGAGGGCAAGUCCGAGGACGAGCGCAUGACGGAGAUUGCCACGGACAUUUUGUCCAAGCUGCCGCCCGCGUUUGACACGGCGGCUGCGCUGCGCAAGUACCCGACGGCGUACGAGGAGAGCAUGAACACGGUGCUGGUGCAGGAGAUGGGCCGCUUCAACCGGCUGACGGCGGUGGUGCGGGACAGCCUCAUCAACAUCCAGAAGGCCGUCAAGGGCCUGGUGGUGAUGAACGCGGAGCUGGAGGCCGUGGCGCACUCGAUGCUCAAUGGCAAGAUUCCCGAGCUGUGGAUGAAGAAGAGCUACCCGUCGCUCAAGCCACUUGGUGGGUACGUCAACGACCUCCUUGCCCGCCUCAGCUUCCUGCAGCGGUGGUACGAGAACGGCCAGCCGCCCGUGUUCUGGAUCUCGGGCUUCUACUUCACGCAGGCGUUCCUCACGGGCGUGCAGCAGAACUACGCGCGCAAGUACACCAUCCCCAUUGACCUGCUUGCGUUUGACUUUGAGGUGAAGGAGGACCGCGAGUACGAUGAGCCGCCGGAGGACGGCGCAUACGUCAACGGACUGUUCCUGGAUGGCGCGCGCUGGGACGCCGAGCGCGGUGUGCUUGGUGAGCAGGAGCCCAAGGUCCUGGCCAACCGCAUGCCUGUGAUCCAGCUCAAGCCUGCGAAGCGCUCUGAGAUUGAGCCGCCGCCGCACUACAACUGCCCCGUGUACAAAACGAGUGAUCGUCGUGGUGUGCUGUCCACAACUGGUCAUUCUUCCAACUAUGUUGUCGCCAUCAAGAUCCCUUCAGACAAGCCACAGGACCACUGGAUCCAGCGUGGCGUUGCGUUAUUGACCCAGCUCGAUGAUUAACUCGUGCGACCCACGUCGAGCUGUGGCUGUCAUUGUUGCGUGGUGUGGUGUGUGAUCGCAGUUCAUUUGUCGCUUGUGUUGUUUGUUGCUUUGUUUUGUGUGUGUGUGUGUGUUUACGUUGUGGUGUCUUCAAUCAUAGCAUGCAUGUCUACUGUCGUCCUUUGAUGAGUCGUUUAACAUGCGUACAAGUGAACACGACAAUGUC